GGUUUGUGGUUAGUACUGCCUCAAAUCUUCCAUUCAGACACUCUCUACCUCUUUCUCCCACCGAAAAUCGUCGCCGGAAUCCUCCAAGACCUCGCCGGUGACUUCUCCUCCCUCUAUUCCAUCUGUUGAUCGACAAAAUAGGCCGAUAAAUUUCAUGAAUUUUGGCAUCUGGAGUAAAGGGUGUUCUUGAAACAAGCAAGCAAUCAUGGAUACUGUCUCUCAGUUGCAAAGACAGUUUGUCGAAUACACGGCAUCUUUGUAUCGUGAGGGGUAUCUUGAUGAUCAGUUUACGCAGCUUCAGAAACUGCAAGAUGAGAGCAACCCGGAUUUUGUUGUGGAAGUUGUGUCCCUUUUUUUCGAAGAUUCUGAAAAGCUUCUCAACAAUUUGACCACUGCGCUUCAUCAAGAGAAUAUCGAUUAUAAACAAGUAGAUGCUCAUGUGCACCAGUUCAAGGGUAGUAGUUCCAGCAUAGGUGCACAACGCGUGAAGGAUAUGUGUGUCGUCUUCAGAAAUUACUGUGACGAGAAAAACCUUGAUGGGUGUGUCGUAUGUCUGCAACAAGCGAAAAACGAAUACAUCCUCGUAAGGAACAAACUCGAAGCGUUGUUCAAUCUUGAGCAACAAAUCUUACAAGCCGGUGGAUCGGUCCCUAUGAUGGUGUAGGUGCGACGUCAAUCAUAGAAGCUUGUCGGUAUAGCGGUUUUGUAUGAAACUAUAAUCGUUUCGAGAUUAUGUGAAUAAUGUUAUAUUUGUCUUCUUUUGUCUAAGACUUAAUGUAAGAUUUUCGAUCCAUUUAAUAACCGGUUUUGUUUGAUUUAA
This is a messenger RNA of Cynara cardunculus var. scolymus (artichoke), 820 nucleotides long. Its product is annotated as histidine-containing phosphotransfer protein 1-like. Gene Ontology annotation, biological process: phosphorelay signal transduction system; phosphorylation; cytokinin-activated signaling pathway. Lineage: Eukaryota; Viridiplantae; Streptophyta; Magnoliopsida; Asterales; Asteraceae. Bases 206 to 664 code for a protein of 152 amino acids. The transcript has 7 exons. Gene Ontology annotation, molecular function: protein histidine kinase binding; histidine phosphotransfer kinase activity. The record is from RefSeq and is a predicted model, not a curated record. Gene Ontology annotation, cellular component: nucleus; cytoplasm.